AUGUCCAUAAAGAUUGAUUCCAAGUUUUAUUGUGCAAAUACAACUUGUUUACCAUUCAUUAAUAGUAUUACAUUAGAUAUUAAGAAUUGUCAAUUCGCAUGUUUAAGUCAGAGUCAAUGUAUAGCAGCCACUUUUCAUCGAUCAACCUCUAAUUGUGAAUUAUUUGAUAAUAUUUUGAAUCAAAAUGAAAAUAUGCUGACUGAUGUAGAUGUUAUUAGUAUGGAGGUUAUUAGUGGAAGACAAUUUCCAUCAGCCUGCAAUGUUUUUCUUAAUCAAACUACUUACGCAGUUGGUUUUCAACCAAUAUCAGUAGCAGCGGUCGAUGUGAAUAAUGAUAACAAACCCGAUAUUGUUGUUGCAAACCGUAAUUCGAAUACUGUCAGUGUUCUUCUUAACGCAGGUAGUGGCAUCUUUAAUGCUCAAACGACUUAUACAGUUGGCACUUCUCCAUACUCAGUAGCAGUCGUCGACGUGAAUAGCGACAACAAACCCGAUAUUAUUGUUACAAACUCUGGUGCAAACAGCAUCGGUGUUCUUCUCAACGCAGGUAGCGGUACCUUUAAUGCUCAAAUUAAUUACACAGUUGGCUUUCUUCCAUACUCAGUAGCAGUCGUCGAUGUGAAUGGCGAUAACAAAUCUGAUAUUAUUAUUACAAACUUUGGUUCGAACAACAUCGGUGUUCUUCUCAACGUAGGCAAUGGCACUUUUAAUGCUCAAACAACUUACGCAGUUGGCUAUAAUCCAAAUUCAAUAGCAGUCGUCGAUGUGAAUGGUGAUAAUAAACCUGAUAUUAUUGUUUCAAACUAUGGUGCGAACAACGUUGGUGUCCUUCUUAACGCAGGCAGUGGUACCUUUCAUGCUCAAACUACUUACACAGUUGGUACUCACCCAUAUUCAGUAGCAGUCGUCGAUGUAAAUAGCGACAAUAAACCUGAUAUUAUUGUUGCAAACUCUGGUUCGAACAGCACCGGUGUUCUUCUUAACACAGGCAAUGGCACCUUUAGUGCUCAAACUAGUUAUCCAGCUGGCAGUUUUCCAUGGUCAGUAGCAGUCGUUGAUGUGAAUAGUGAUAACAAACCUGAUAUUAUUGUUGCAAACUCUAAUUCGAACGACGUCGAUAUCCUUCUCAAUGCAGGCAAUGGCACCUUUAAUGCUCAAAUUACUUACACAGUUGAUUCUUCUCCAUCAUCAGUAGCAGUUGUCGAUGUGAAUCAAGACAAUAAACCCGAUAUUAUUGUUGCAAAAUCUGCUUCGAGUAGCGUCGCGGUUCUCUUACAUUGUUAA
This is a messenger RNA of Adineta steineri, 1284 nucleotides long. Lineage: Eukaryota; Metazoa; Rotifera; Eurotatoria; Adinetida; Adinetidae. The record is from the annotation of a GenBank genome assembly.